AUGCAGCUGCAGGUAGAUGUGACCAUUAUUGGUGCUGGUCCUGCUGGAACACUGCUUGCCUACCUGCUGGCAGAGCAGUAUGACAAGAAGGUCUUCCUGGUGGACCCUCUUGCCAGCAAGAAGUGGCCGAACAACUAUGGAGUCUGGCAGGCGGAGUGGGACGCCCUGGCCCAAAAGUUGGGCCUUGAUUUGCAGGCUUGCUUGGCCAACAAGUGGGAGGUGACCGACUGCUACUUUGGUGGUAGCUGGGAGUUGCCGGUCGACAACCGUCUUCGCCUUGACCGACCCUACGGCCGGGUCGACAGGGACAAGCUGAAGAAGUUACUGCGAAGUAGCUCGAAGGUGCGGGUGCUCGAGGAAGAGGUGGAGUGUCAGGUCGUGGCCAACAACAUCUACGAUAGUCCUGCCAUUCGCCACAGUGCAGCUGGCUCUGUUGUCCUCCUGUCGAACGGUGAUGCCGUACGAACAAAGUUGAUUGUGGACACCACGGGCUUCGAGUCUCGCCUCACUCGGCGGCUUUCGCCCCCUGGAGAGCCGCCGGCACCCGCCCCGGGCUUCCAGAUCGCGUACGGCUGCGAAGUUGUUGUGGAAGGGGCUUUCCACUACGCGCCUGAAGCAAUGACCUUGUUUGAUUACCGCCAGGGGCUCAGGUAG
Messenger RNA from Symbiodinium pilosum, 654 nucleotides. NCBI's taxonomy places the organism in Eukaryota, Dinophyceae, Suessiales, Symbiodiniaceae. The record is from the annotation of a GenBank genome assembly.